Molecule: messenger RNA, 3368 nt
Organism: Alosa alosa (allis shad)
Lineage: Eukaryota; Metazoa; Chordata; Actinopteri; Clupeiformes; Clupeidae
Gene: exoc3l2a
Product: exocyst complex component 3-like 2a
Exons: 13
Coding region: 234-2897 (887 amino acids)
Biological process (GO): exocyst localization; exocytosis
Cellular component (GO): exocyst
Molecular function (GO): SNARE binding
Source: RefSeq, a predicted model, not a curated record
UGCGCACAGUGUCUGCACAAUUGUUUAUAGUGGGAGGUUUAGACUGUUUCCUCAGGAAAUAGCAUCAUCUGUGGCAGAAUACACAAGACCUGGCAGACCGUCUGGGGAUCUCAGACCAAGGAGGAACAUGAACUAUCCAUACUUAAAUACCGGCAGCAGAUAGCAUUACCCUGAGAAGCUGGACUACAAAGCGCAUCAAGGUUUUAGAGUUUAAGAAAGACCUCCAAGCCAGAAUGCCCUUUCUGAAGAAGCUGCCAGGGCGGUCAAAGGGUUGCCACAACAAAGGGGAGCUAACCAUGCCAAGCUGCAAUCUAAAUCCAUUUGAGGAAGUGGACCAGCAGUGCCAAUACUUUCCAGAGGAAGCUUUGGCGUUAGAGAGGUCCCAGCAACAUUGUUCCUUCGACAGCGAGGCAGAGGAGAAUGGAACCAAUCAAAGAGGUUCUAGGAGCAGUCAGCCUCUCAGGGGAACCUUAGUCAAAUUAUACAGCUCCUCACCUCUGAAGACACUGGGAAAACUGGGAAAGGAGCUGCGUAAUACAGCUCGCAGCAAGUGGGGAAGCAAUGCACCUUCCCAACGCAGCUCAACUCUACCAUCUGAGAAGAGGAGAAAUAGUCGGAGGAGUUCAGAAGAGAUAAUGACCUUACUGCGCUACAGUUUGGCAAGCCUACGCAAAGAGUCCACCUGCCGAGAGAGCCUCUAUGGUGGAGACUAUAAUCUUGAGACAGAUGAUGAUGCCCGCAGACGCCCAUCCUUCCUGCGCAUAGUUAGUCUUGGCAAGCUUCGGAGGGAGUCAAUGGUGGACCGCAUUUCCCAGGAGGCCGAGGAAGAGACGGUGGAGGAGCCACCAGAGGUCAAACCGAAAGAACCUCUCUCCGUCUUAGAGAUCCUGCGGCUUGUCAAUCAAAGGAGUCUACUGCUAGCUGAUACCCACAUUCAGGAGCUUGAGCGUGAGUGUGAACUCGAUCACCAUCCACCCAACAUGGCACCAUCAACCUCACGUAGGUCCAGUGCAAUGUCCACAGGAAACCCUCCUGAGACAAUGCCCACCUCCUGUGUCUGGGAUGCGGGCCGGCGCAAGGCUAAAGACGUGGAGCUUCUUUACGAGGCCCUGCUGCAGGAGAUGUGGGACGUGGUGCGGGAGUCGCUCCGGCAGCCCUGCGCUGGCCCGCAGCUGGGCCUGGUGGUGCUGGUCAUCCAGCAAGAGGAGGCGGCCGACUCCGCCCGGGCCCAGAGGGAAAAGACCCGAUCUCUUCCCAGCAACAACGAUGAGGGCAUCCACGAGGGGCUGUUGAUGUACCCCACCCCCAGUGACUCCCCCCAACCCUCCUGCCGGCCUCGCAGUCUCAUGAAACGCUGGGAGGAGGCUGUGGGAGAGGCUGCAGACUGGUCGCUGCCACAGCCAGGGGGCAUCUCAGCCGGCCAGUUGGCCUCGUUCCUGGAGCGCCUGAGUGGACGUGUGCUGGAGGACCUGGACGCAGCGUGUCGGAAUGUGGUGGCCAUUUACCCAGAGGACUUCAGGGCUUUUCAAGUGUAUGUGCACAGCUACCACAGGGCUGUGGCUCAACGCCUCAAGACAGUUACAAGUGGCCCACUCCAGAUAACGGACACGUAUGCACUGCUGGACUGGAUCUACAAUAUCUACAGCAGGGAUGUUCUCGGACCAGUUAGCAAUAUGGCAACCCUUGACUGUACCCAGCUGGAGCCACUAUUACCACCAAAGUGUAUUGACAGACUGGAACAGGACUGCAUCAAUACUGUUAAGGACAAUGUAAGCAUAGAACUCUCACAAGUACUAGAAGAUGAGGAGAGGAGAUGGGCCCAAUCCAUGCACAUUGAAGAGUACCAGUCCAACCUCGCACGUUCUGUUAUACAGCGAUUGAAAGUAGACAUCGACAGAUCAACAGCUAUUAAUGAACAGCUUGGAGCUCGAGUAGCUCGCUGCACUCUUAGUGGCCUGGCAGACUUCCUGCAGAGUUUUAAAAGAAAGGUUGAGCUGUUCCAUGAGACACAGGCUGAUUUUGGGGACAAAGGGGAUGGUUAUAUCUCCAAGACAAUCGCUCUUGUCAAUUGCAUACCUCCCUUCAGGAACUUUGUUGAGCGUUGCCGGCAGUGUGAUUCCCUGGGGAGUACAGACUCUUUGGAACAUGCUCACUCCUCUCUUGAGACCAUUGUCAACCAGUCAACCAAAGUUCUUACCGACAAACUGUUCGAUAACAUCAGGCCCUUCUUUGACAAGCUGGUAAAGCGAAAAUGGCUGAAUAACACUGAGGCAUAUGAAAACAUUGAGAUUACCAUCAAACAACACUUUAAGAAGUUCCGUAGAAUGGACUGUCCUCCAUAUCAAGUCCUAGUGAAUGAGGUACAUAGGCGUGUCUUGAUUGAGUAUGUCCGUGCAAUCAUGAGAGGCCGCAUAAUCUGCACAUCGCUCAAAAUGAGGAAAAGGGUGGCUUACAGACUUCAGGACGAGGCCAAGCAAAUAAAAGCACUUUUCAAAGACCUGGAAUCUGAUUGCUCAUGGCUUGACAGUGUCAUUGCACAUUUGGCGGAUAUUAUUCUUCUUGAGGACAUUCCGUCAAUACAAAUGGAAGUUGGAGUACUGGUGAAGGAGUUUCCAGAUAUACGGAGGAGGCACAUCUCGACCGUACUAAACAUGAGGGGGAUGAUGCAACAGACGCAGCGGCAGGUGAUCCUGGGAAUAGUUUGCGACCUGGAGAACAGCGAGAGCCCGAUGCAUGUGCCUCGGGACCACACCCUUUUCUCUGAGAUCCCGGUGACCAGCGAGGUGUCCUGUCUCGGACUGGUGGUGAUUCGCAUGGCACUGACUGUAUCUUCAUGGGUGUCAACGAUGUGGCCCCACCAUAGACACAGAUAUCGUCAUCGACAUGGUCACACAUAAGCAUCCCUUUAGCUGCCUAUUAUGGUGCAGUAUUUUUUGUGGGAGUUCUAUUGAGGAGACAAUAUGGUUAUCUCAGUAUUACAUAGGAUGAUAGAUGCAAUGUGUUUGUAAAACAAGCCAAAUAAUUGUACAAAAGCUGAAGACUAAGGGCUAAGUUAAAAAUGAAGAUGAAAUAUAUUUCUUUAUAGUUCUUCUAAGUCAAAAGUGAUUACAUAGUCUUCCUGUCAUAAACCUAUAUUUGCACACAUGCAUACUUUGCAAUACUGUAUAUUUAUGUUAUAUUACUUUGGGUUAGUAAAGUAUUUCCUUUUUUUUCAUACGAUGGGCAUUGUCUGUUUUACAAUUCAAAGAAUGAUGAACUGCUGGGGCAAAUUCAAGUUAAGGUUGCAAGUUCAGUUAAUGACAAUUCCAUCAGUUUUGUAAUUUUGUUUCAAUUUGUAAGUAAAAAAAUAAAAAAUAAUGUUUUGGAAA